AUGUUUGAUACAACAACCAUUCGACGCCGAGGGCUGUUCGGAAAAGUGUACAAUAGCAUUUUUGGACCGUCACCCAGUCCACUAAAUACCCAAACGCCAAUUGAGGAUGAAGAUCAUGUGACUGAAUAUAAUACCUAUUUGAAUAGUGAAGGACGAUAUUUAAAUGGAGACGACGACAUAGCCAUUGAUGACGAGUUUGAUGAUACCAGAAGCCGCAGGAGCUCGGCGAUUGCUCCUCCUAUGACGCCGUCACGUUUGGAUGACGAUUGGAAAAUCAGCGACACUCUAGAGAGAAUAAGGAUGAGCCGAGAACGCUGGCAGCGGAACGACCAGGUUCCUGGCGAGUUUCCAGAACCCAUUGCGGAGCCCGUUCAAGGAGGACUUGCUGAGCACAUAGAACAGAACAAUCAGCUCAUCAGCAAGCUGAUUCGUGAUUUUGAUUUGGUUACCGAAAAUGUCGAGUUGCAACAGCUGCGGACAGAAAAUGCCGAGCUGGCUUCGAAAUACAAAGCUUUACGCGAGGAGUUCAAACGCGAGCUUGAUGCCAACAAAGAAAUCUUCGAUGGGUACUACGAUCUGUACACUAAAUACAAUGAGACGAAAACAGAGCUCUCCAAGCUGAAGAAAGAUGCCAGCGACAGGAUUGGCGAGCUCGAGCUCGAAAAUCAGAGACUCAAGGUGGAAGCACGUUCCAGACGGCUCACGUCAGACGACCAAAAUCUUUACUACAAAAGCCAAUACGAAGAGAUCAAAAACGAGUUGCAACUCAAAAUCCAAGAGGAGAAAGCCAAUCAGCAGCGAAUACGAGAUCUGGAACUGCAACUACAUGAGCGAUCCCCAGCUAAACCAAGGGCUGUCACCUCAAACAUGCUAGACCAAGACUCCAUUCAGCUGCUGCGCGAACUAUAUGCCGAUAAGGAGGUUCCCAGUUCGGGCAUAGACUCUUGGAUUAGCCAACCGCGUAUCAAGCACGCAAGUUAG
Molecule: messenger RNA, 981 nt
Organism: Ogataea parapolymorpha DL-1
Lineage: Eukaryota; Fungi; Ascomycota; Pichiomycetes; Pichiales; Pichiaceae
Exons: 1
Coding region: 1-981 (326 amino acids)
Source: RefSeq, a predicted model, not a curated record